Myotis myotis is the source of this 9180-nucleotide messenger RNA. It is a transcript of the gene EYS, whose product is annotated as eyes shut homolog. Gene Ontology annotation, molecular function: calcium ion binding. Gene Ontology annotation, biological process: establishment or maintenance of epithelial cell apical/basal polarity; heterophilic cell-cell adhesion. Gene Ontology annotation, cellular component: plasma membrane; protein-containing complex. The record is from RefSeq and is a predicted model, not a curated record. Lineage: Eukaryota; Metazoa; Chordata; Mammalia; Chiroptera; Vespertilionidae.
AUGACUAACAAAUCAAUUAUGCUUCUGAGCCUGCUGGCUCUUCACUGCAUGUUUAUAAAUGGAAAAACAACAUGUAAAUGGCAAUUGGUGGAAGAAUGGCAUGCGCAACCCUCAUCAUAUGUGGUGAACUGGGCACUAACAGAAAACAUUUGCAUGGACGCCUAUGGAGAUUGCUGGUUUGACAUAAAUACUAAAAUGAGUACUUCAGGCAAUCUAGCUGUCCCCCAGAUUUGCCCUUUGCAAAUUCAAUGAGGAGGCAACCUUGUAAUUUCUUCUGCACCAUCUCUUCACUCUCCAGAACUAAAUUUGGUAAAUGUUUCUGAAGCAUCCUUCAUUGACUGUCUGCAGAACACCACAGCUGAAGAGCAGUUACUUUUCGGUUGCAAACUAAAAGGAAUGCACACUGUUAACUCUCAGUGGCUGACUGUUGGGACACAUUAUUUUAUUACAGUAAUGGCAAGUGGUCCAUCGCUUUGUCAACUGGGAGUUCGACUAAAUGUGACAGUGAAAGAGCGGUUCUGCCAGAAAUAUCUGAAUUCAGAAUAUUGCUCUGGGCAUGGUAAAUGUCUUACUGAAAUUUGGAGCAAGACAUACAACUGUCAUUGUGAGACUCCAUUUUCUGGAAAAUACUGCCAGGAAGUUGAUGCAUGUUCUUAUAAACCCUGUAAAAAUAAUGGCAGUUGCAUUAAUAAAAGAGAAAAAUGGAAUGAGCAAGGAUAUGAAUGUAUCCGUCCCCCACCAUGUCCAUUCUGUGAAGAGUCAAUGGGGCAUUGUGUUUCUUGGUAUUGUUGGAAAAGGGGAAUUUGCCAAAAUGAAAGCUCUGCUUACAUUUGUGAAUGUGCAGAAGGAUUUCUCAAUCAAGACUGUGAAAUUGAUGACAAAAAGUGUUCAUUAAUACCAUGUCAGAAUGGUUAUGACUGCAAUGAUAUUUCAAAUGUUACCAUAUGCAUCUGUGCACCAAUAUUGACAGGCAAGCUGUGUAAGAGACUUCAAACACCAUGUGAUUCAUUUCCUUGCAAGAAUAAUGCAACAUAUAUAAACUGUGAGAAAGAUUAUCAUUGCAGUUGUAUGCCAAGAUUUACUGGAAAAAGCUGUGAGAAAGUAAUUGACCACUGUAGGCUGCUCAGCAUCGACUGUCUGAAUGAAGGAUGGUGUUUCAAUAUAAUUGGAAGAUUCAGAUAUAUAUGUACCCCAGGAUGCGCAAGAAAUCCAUGUUGGUUUCUGAAGAAUGUUCGCUUAAUCCGUCUGUACCCUUGCUAUGGUGGAUCCAUCAGCCAUGAUAUUUGCCAAACUAUAGUUCCUACUCUUAAAUUUAAAUAUGUGUGGCAAUUGGGAUUUACAGUAUCUGAAGGUGAAAAGUGUGAAGUGACUAUUGAUGCUUACUUCUUUCUCACUGAAAAUUGCACUGACAAUGCAGACUAUGUGAACAAAUCUGAAGACAUUGAUUAUCCAUGUUUGUUUCAAUGUGAAAAAAAUGGAGGUAAGGUAAUGUGUGCAAAUGGAUGCAUUUGUUUGACUGAAGAAUGAAAUAAGGGAUAUUUUUAUCUAUUUAUUCCCAGAAUGCCUGGGAAAAUGUAUCUGGAAAAUACAACUGACUAUCAAGAAAGUCAGUGUCAACUUGAAGCAAUUUAUGAAGAUGAAUUUAAUAUAUCUAAAUGCAGCUUUUCUCUUGGUUAUACCAACAGAUUAUGUAUUCUCAGUAUUGGAAAUUGCUUAGGAAACCAGAGUACAUCACUGCAUGGCCUCUGCCAGGCCCAUUUGCACAGCUGUAACUGUAGCUGUCUGCAAAUAUAUGAAAGAAACAUCUGUGACAUAGAAAGUAAAGAUUGUAAAUCUAUGCCCUGCAAAGAUGGAGCAACCAGUAUCAUUUUAAAUGGCUAGUUCUUCUGCACGUGUGUCUCUGGAUUUACAGGUACAAAACGUGAGAUAGAUGCAGAUGAGUGUGCUUCCCAUCCCUGCAAGAAUGGAGCUACUUGCAUUGACCAACCUGGGAAUUGCUUCUGCCACUGUGUGGCUCCAUUUAAAGUGGUUGCUGGCUUCUGCUUCUGCAACCCUGGAUACCAGGGCCUGAGGUGUGAGCAGAACAUUGUUGACUGCAUCCUGAAUGCCCAUGAGCACAACUCUACCUGCAAAGAUCUGCAUCUCAGCUACCAGUGUGUAUGCCUAUCAGGUUGGGAAGGAAAUUUUCAUGAACAAGAAUCCAAUGACUGAAAAAUGAAUCCUUGUGAGAGCAAGUCCACUUGUACUGACCUUAACAAAAGCUAUCGCUGUGAAUGUACAUUCGGAUGCACUGGACAAAACUGUAGUGAAGAAAUAAAUGAAUGUGACUCUGACCUGUGCCUGAAUGGAGUUCUUUGUCAGGAGUCUACCAUCCCUGAGCAAUUUGUAUUCCUGUGCCCACCCUUUUAUAUUGGAAAAUUUUGCCAUCAACACUAUAACCCCUGUGAUCCACUCACUGACCCCUGCAGGAACAACUCAACAUGCUUGACUUUGGUGGAUGGAAAUCAUUAUUGUGUGUGUAGAGAAGGAUUUGAAGGGGAACACUGUUAAAUUAACAUGAAUGAGUGUUUCUCCCUUCCCUGUAAGAAGUAUCAUGACUGUGAAGAUGGGGUCAACAAUUUCAGGUGUGUUUGCAGACCUGUGUUUUUUGGGCUUCUGUGUGAAAUUGAAACCGAGUGUUCCUCUAAACCUUGCCAAAAUAAUUGAACCUACGUGGAUUUGACAAACGGAUUUUUAUGUAGUUGUGAACCUGGGUACCAUGGAUCUCUCUGUGAACUGGAUAUGAAUGAAUGUGAAAUCAAACCUUGUCUAGAUGGAGAAGAUUGUGUUAACAGAACCUGUGCAUACAACUGCCUCUAUGUUCCUGGUUAUACAGGUAACAUCACUUGUGAAGUAAAUAUAGAUGAAUGUCUAUCAAAACCCUGUCUCCAUGAUGGAGCUUGUAUUGAUGGCAUCAAUCUUUAUACCUGUGACUGCCAGAGUGGCUUUUCUGGAACACACUGUGAAACAAAUGCAAAUGAUUGCCUCUCAAAUCCUUGUCUGCAGGGAAGAUGCACAGAUAUCACUAAUGAAUAUCAAUGCUCCUGUGAUACAGAAUGGACUAGCUCAAGAUGUGAGAUCAAGAUUAAUAACUGCACAUCAACCCCUUGUAUGAAUCAGAAGUCAGACCAUGGCUUUACUUGCAUUUGCCCAAGUUGCUACGCGGGUGCAUAUUGUGAGGUAAGUACCGAUAGUUCUGCUGAGCAGGAACUGAAUAUGGACCUCUGUGUUAAUGGAGGGAUCUGUCUCGGUGAAUCUGGACACACAUUUUACUGCAGGUAUUCAGGAUCUGUUUUUAUUCCAGUGAAUUUUAGGAGAGUUUGUUCUACGUCUUUGAAGUAUGCCCCAGAAAAUCCCUGUGAGAAGGGAUUUGAUGAGUGCAUUCUCAAAUCAUGUGUUCAUGACAUAUAUGUAGAAAAUGAACUGGCUGACUCGACAUGUUUCUGCAUGCCUGGAUUUGUGAUCUGUUCCACCCAGCUUCUUUGUGGUGAUGAAAUAAGGAGAAUUAUCCCUUUACUUCCUUUCUCUACAAGAACAGAUGACAUCCCCUACUCAAAUAUAUAUAGUACCUACUUCAGAGGUACAAGGGCUACAAGACUAUGAACCAUAAUGAAUACUUAUCCAGUUGACCAAGGCUUAAAAGAGACAGACAUUUCCAAGCAUGAAAUUCUCUCAACCACUGGUUUGUCAGCAGUAAGUAUUGGCAUAUCCCUUGAAAGCUAUCUACUGAAAGAGCUGAUUUCUACUAGACAACUUUCAACAAAACACACACUUACUUCUUCCACAGAUGUUUCCUCUUCUCAGUUUCUGAAUUUUGAUUAUCAUGACACAACACAAAUUGUCCGGAGCACAACAGCUGUCUCACAUAUGCCUAUCCAAACUUCAGCUGUCACACCAGGAUUCUUUUUCUUCAAUAGAAGAGAGAGGACCUCGUUUAUCAUCUCUUCUUUAAUGACAGAAUUUAUUUUUCCUACGCAAUCUGUAUUACUUGACAAUGAUCAGGCUGUUGCCUUAUCUGCUGCCACAAUGAAUUCAGUAAUUAGUGGCAUUCCAGGGGCCUAUGCUGAGUUAAACAGGCACUCAUUCCUCUCCCCUGGAUUGCUGCUCACAACUGCUUCCACAAGCAUACCUCCAAUUGUUUCUAGGGCUCAAGAGGAUACUGAAGAAUAUUCAGCUGUUACCGUAAUUUCAAGAAGAGAGUACUGGAGAUUGCUGAGCUCCUCAAUGUCUCCCAUUUCUCCUGCUAAGAUAAUUAUAUCUAAACAGGUAGCCAUCUUAAACUCAUCAACUCUGCCCAGAUCCACUACACAAGCCUCCAUUCCCAGUGAAUAUCAGAUUAUUACUGAAGCAUCUAGCAACCAGAGACUCACAAACACCAAAUCACAGACUGCUGAUUCCUUAAGUGAAUUAAGCCAGACAUGUGCAACAUGUUCUGUGACUGAAAUAAAAUCCUCUCAUAAAUUCUCAGAUCAAGUUUCGCAUAGCGAACAGUCCCAUUUUUAUGAGACAUUCGGGAUGAACUCAGAGAUAUUAGCCAGCUGGUAUGCACUAAUGGGAACUCAAACUAUCACUUCUAGGCAUUUAUUUUCUUCUGCUACAGAAAUAAUGCCAUCACUAGCAUUCAGAGAACUGUCAUCUUUAUUUUCUUCUAAAAAGAGUACAAAAGGAAUAAGUUUAUCCUUAUCCUUGGAGGAAUACAUUACUUUAUCAAGUAAUUUGGAUGUUAAUUUAUGUUUGGAUAAGACUUGUUUAUUCAUCAUCCCUUCAACUGUCUCUUCUGAUCUGCUGAAUUCUGAUUUGACUUCAAAACUGACUACUGAUGAUCUGUUAGUAUCAAGAAACAUUUUUAAAAUAUUGAAAAUAGAACAAUAUGGUAUAACUGUGGGUCCCACUGAGACACUGAAUGAAGACAAUUUAUUGGGUAUGCAAGAGAAUAAAGGAUCUCAAAAACAGCUCAAAGUUCCUAAGGAUUUUAAAUUAAAUUUACAAAGUCAUCCAGAAACUGUGUAUUCAAAUGACCUCAAAUACAACCCUUCACCUUAUAUAGACUCAAUAACUGAUAUUUCAGAAGCAACUUCUGCUGUUGCAUUACACACCAUUUCACCAACUCAGUCACUUCCAAUACAGGCCUCUUUUCCCAUGUCUGUAUUUAUGCCAGAUUGGACAUAUUAUACAGAUGAUCUGUUUAACAUCUGAUUUAAAAAAAAAAAAAAAGAGUUCAGAACUUCUUCAGAAUGGUCCAAAUGGGAACUUCAGCCUAGUGUGCGUAAUUGGGAAUCUGCUGCCGCAGGCCAGUGGCUUCCCAUCACUACAUCUCUUACUUUGUCUUCAUUGGAGUCCAUUCCAGGACCUCGUCAGCUGAUGAUUUCUGGUUUCAGUUGUAUUUGUUAUUAUGGAGAUUCCUUUCUAGAAUUUCAGAAUAUAUUUUUAAAUCCACAAAAUAAUAUUUCCCUAGAAUUUCAGACCUUCAGCUCCUAUGGACUUCCGCUCUACAUCAAGCAAGACUCAAAUUUAGUAAAUGGAUUUUUUAUUCAAUUAUUUAUUGAAAAUGGUACUUUGCAGCACCACUUUUUCUGUGCUGGUGAAGCAAAAUUGCAAAGCAUUAACACUACUGUUAAAGUAGAUGAUGGACAAAGGUAUUCACUGCUAAUCAGGCAAGAAUGGGACCCAUGUAAAGCUGAGCUGACUGUUCUAGGGAGGACUGUAAAAGCAAGGGAACCUGUCAAGCACGUGUCUGGAAAACCCCCACCAGAAUCAUGGUCUGUCUUUAUUGGUGGAUUUCCAGAUCUUCAUGGAGCAAACAAGGUUCCUGGAUCAUUUGAGAAUUUUACUGGCUGCAUAGAGGUUGUAGAAAUCAAUAACUGGGGAUCUUUUCCAUCCAAGGCAGUGAAAAAAAUUCACAUCGAUAACUGCAGAUCUGCAACAUCCUCCUUUACUGCUCCUUCUGGUGGGACAGAAGGGGUGGACUCCAUGGGGACUUACCUCAGGCCCUCUCCUGCAGUGCCACCGGUGUGCCAGGAGGAUGUGUGCCACAAUGGAGGCACUUGCCAUCCCAUCUUCCUCUCAACUGGUGCAUUCUCAUUCCAUUGUGACUGUCCACUACAUUUCACUGGCCGUUUCUGUGAACAAGAUACAGGUUUAUUUUUCCCAUCUUUCAAUGGGAAUUCCUAUUUAGAACUGCCUUUCUUUCAACCCUAAGUGAGUCCUGGAAAGUCUGUCCUGGAAAAAGAACAUAACAGAAUUGUUACCAUCUACUUGACUAUAAAAACAAACACGCUGAAUGGGACCAUUCUCUACAGUAGUGAGAAGAAUUUUGGAUAACAGUUUCUUCAUUUAUUUCUUGUGGAAGGAAGGCCCACAGUUAAAUAUGGAUGUGGAAGUUCCCCAAAUAGCUUGACUCUCUCUGCUAAUUAUAGAACUAACACAAAUGCAUUCAUCCCUAUCACCAUACGCUUCACAGUGCCUGCUGGUAGCCCUGGGGUUGCUUGUAUGAUUGAAAUGACUACAAAUGGAAAACCUACAAUACAGAAGAAAUAAAUGGAACUAUCACACACAUCAAAGCAAGUAUAUUUUGAAUCAAUGUUCCUUGGCCAUAUUCCUGAAAAUGUUAAGAUUCAUAAGAAUGCGGGCCAUAUUUAUGGGCUCAAGGGCUGCAUUGGAAAGCUUCAAGUAAACAACAAAGAAUUCUUCAUCACUGAUGAAGCACUACGUGGAAAGAAUAUUGAGAACUGCCAUGUCCCUUGGUGUGCUCAUCAUCGAUGCCACAAUAAUGGCACCUGCAUCAGUGAUGGUGAAAUCUGGUUUUGUGCAUGUCCAAGGCUAUACUCAGGCAAGCUGUGCCAGUUCGCAAUGUGUGAAAACAACUCAUGUAGAAACGGGGCCACCUGUGUUCCCAAAUCUGGGACAGACAUCGUCUGCCUCUGCCCCUACGGGAGGUCUGGACUCCUCUGCAUGGACGCUAUUAAUAUCACUCAGCCCGGGUUCAGUGUGGAUGCCUUCGGAUACACUUCAUUCCUGGCUUAUUCGCGGAUCCCAGACAUCAGCUUCGAUUACGGAUUCCACUCGAAGUUUCAGCUAGCAAACAACCACUCGGCACUGCAAAAUAACGACUUCUUCUUCACCGGGCAGAAGGGCCAUGGGCUGAAUGGCGAUGACUUCCUGGCAGUGGGUUUGCGCAACAGCCGCGUGGUUAGUUAGAACCUGGGGUCCGGCAUCGCAAGUAUCAGCAGCAAUCCUCUGGAUCUGAGCCUUGGGGUCCACACGGUCCAUCUGGGGAGGUUCUUCCGAAUGGGCUGGCUGAAGGUUGAUGAUCAUCAAAAUAAACCCAUCAUCUCCCCAGGAAGACUGGUUGGUCUCAAUGUCUUCAGUCAGUUUUAUGUAGGUGGCUACAGUGAAGACACUCCAGAUCUCUUGCCAAAUGGAGCCGAUUUUAAAAAUGGCUUUCAAGGUUGUGUUUUCACUAUUCAAGUUUGCACCAGGAAGGACGGCCAUUUCAGAAGGCUGGGAAAUCCUAAGGGCCACCCAGAUGCUGGGCUCAGCGUUGGCCAGUGUGAUGCUUCUCCUUGUAGCUUAAUAAACUGUGGCAACGGUGGGACCUGCAUGGACAGUGGAGCUACUGUUUACUGUGACUGCCCCACUGGGUGGAAAGGAGCCUUCUGCACGGAGACAGUUUCCACCUGUGACCCUGAACAUGACCCUCCACGCCACUGUGGCAAAGGAUCAACUUGUGUCUCGUUGCCUCAUGGGUACACCUGUUCCUGUCCCCUGGGAACCACUGGAGUCCACUGUGAACAAGUUUUAUCUAUAAGUGACCCAUCUUUCAGAAGCCACGAAUUAUCCUGGAUGUCUUUUGCUUCCUUUCAUAUUUGUAAAAAGACACAUAUUCAAAUGCAGUUCCAGGUUUUUUCCACAGAUGGCAUCCUUCUUUACGUGGCACAACACCUAACAGCACAAUCAGGUGAUUUUUUAUGUAUCUCUUUAGUAAAUGGUGCUGUUCAACUUCCUUACAAUCUGGGUGACAUAACUGUCAUUCAAGAAACUCUCCAAAAAGUAAGUACUAACGGAAGCAGUUGGCAUGUGAUUAAAGCAGGAAGAGCCGGUGCAAAAGGCUACCUGGAUCUGGAUGGGAUAAAUGUAACAGAGAAGGCCGACGUUAAAAUUAGCUACCUGGACACAAACACUGACUUCUAUAUUGGAGGAGUGUCUUCCUUAAGUCUUGUAAAUCCCAUGGCAACAGCCAAUGGACCGGUAGGUUUUCAAGGUUGUGUCCGAGAAGUUAUAAAUAAUCAAGAAUUACAAUUAACUGAACUAGGAGCCAAAGGUGGCUUAAAUGUAGGUGACUGUGAUGGGACAGCCUGUGGGUACACUGUGUGCAGAAAUAGGGGUGAAUGUAUAGUAAAUGGCACUUUCUUGUGCAGAUGUCCACCACACUGGACUGGAAACACAUGUGACCCAUCUGUGUACUGUUUGAGUCACCUUUGUCUCCACCAAUCUCUGUGUAUACCUGACUGGCCGUUCUCUUACAGUUGUGCUUUGUGUUGGGUGGGAAGGUUUUGUGAAAGCAAAACUUCAUUUUCAACUGCAAAAUUUAUGGGUAAUUCUUACAUUAAACACAUUGAUCCACACUAUAGAAAAAGAAACCUCUAGCUCACUACUGUAUCCUUAAAUUUCAGUACUACUGAAAGAGCAGGCUUAAUUGUGUGGAUAGGAAAAGUUCAAAAUGAAGAAAGUGAUUUUCUGGCAAUUGGUCUCCAUAAUCAGACUUUGAAAAUAGCAGUUAACUUAGGAGAAUGCAACUCUGUACCGAUGAUUUAUAGCAAUGGUACAUUCUGUUGUAAUAAAUGGCACCAUAUCAUUAUAAGUCAAAAUCAAACUCUUAUUAAGGCCUUCCUAGAUGGCAAGCUAAUUCUCUCUGAGGAUAUUGACCCACACAAAAAAUUUGUUGCUCUGAACUAUGAUGGUAUUAGUUACUGGGGUUUUGAAUAUGGUCAAAAGAUAAACAUUGCUACUCAAGAGAUUUUUAAAAGAAAUUUUGUUGGUAAAAUUAAAGAUGUAUUUUUUCAGGAUUCAAACAACGAGUUAAUUGAAUCAGAGGAGUACAGAGUUUAUAAUGGAGAUGAACAGAAUUAGUCUAAAUGCUAA